Molecule: messenger RNA, 272 nt
Organism: Prorocentrum cordatum
Lineage: Eukaryota; Dinophyceae; Prorocentrales; Prorocentraceae
Source: the annotation of a GenBank genome assembly
GUUACGCUGCUGGCGAACGGGCAGUGCAGCCUCGAGUGCAUCCCCCAGAAGUCGUUCUUCAACGGGGGCCAGCCCGCGUGGCUUGUGGAGGGAAACUGGGAAGCGGACGACGACGAGAUCAUCGCCAACGUCACGAAGGCUGCCGGAACGGGAGGCACGACGACAUCAAGAUCCAGGUCAGCGGCGAAAAGGUACUGGUUUUCAGGAAGACUGAGUGCAAGUGGCAGAGGCCGCCGCCGGCAGCAGACCCCAAGAAGCUCCUCCGGGAGGAG